GUAGCUGUUGAGGGAAACAGUUUAGAUAGACGUCCUUGGUGUGGGCACAGUCGACCCUACCCUGAUGUGGCCAUGUCCAAGAAAAUGAACAAUCUGGCAGUGCCAGCAGGUCAGAUGACCCAGGCGGUUUCUGAUGGGGAGCUCAACUUCAAGUUAUCCAGUCAUGGCAGCAGCUCCAGCCUAUCAGAGAGCUUGAGCAGGUCAGGUGGUCCUCAAGGUGCUGAUGGUCCAGCCAGUCGGGUGGUCAGCUGGGCGGUAUGUUUCGAACGCCUGCUUGAAGACCAUGUCGGCGUGCGAUACUUUACCGAGUUUCUCAAAUCAGAGGUUAGUGCAGAGAAUAUCCUGUUCUACCAAGCCUGUGAAAAGUUCAAGAAAAUCCCACCUACCAGACUGGAAGAGCUGAAGAAAGAGGCACGUUCCAUCUACGACAGUUUUCUUUCUGAAAGCUCUCUGCAUGCAGUUAAUAUUGACGAUACGGCCCAGAUGGAAGAGAGCGCCUUGGAGACACCUACACCCAACAUGUUCGAUAAAGCACAGGCACAGAUCUUCAAGCUGAUGAAAAUGGACAGCUACACGAGGUUUGUCCGCUCUUCGCUGUACCAGAACUGCAUGCUGGCUUGUGUGGAGGGUCGUCCUCUUCCCAACAUUGGAACCCCGGAGCCCAAAAGCAAAAUGUACAAAAAGAGUGCAACGCCACCUAGUAACAGAAAGAGUGUUGAGUUGAAAGUGCCCUCAUCAGACAGCAAGACCAACAGGAAGAAGAGGUUAGAGAAGACAGGCUCAUGGGGAGCUGACCAGUCGUAUCAGCAUGUGGCGGUUUCGCGUAAAGAGUCUCAGAUCUCAGUGAAGUCUAACAGCAGUCUGGAGUUAGUCUCUGGAUUCGGGCGAGCUGAGAACGGACGCUGCAAUGUGGCCAUCUCUGAUCCAGAAGCCUUGAGUUCUGGUUCUCCUACAGCAGAUAAGUACUGCUGCGUCUACCUGCCGGACGGGACCGCCAGCCUGGCCCCUGCCAGACCCGGCCUGAGUCUCAGAGACAUGCUGAGCAGCCUGUGUGAGAAGAGAGGCUUUCCUCUGAAAGAUGUUAUCAUCUACCUACUCGGCAAAGAUAAGCCUCUUUCUCUGGAUCAGGACAGCUCUGUUUUUGGAGAUCAGCAGCUCACUUUGGAGCUCAAAGUUAGAUUUGCGUUGGAUAUUGUGUUUUCAGGAAGAACGUUAGGAAUUAUCGCAAAGUCUAGCAAGAAUUUGGGUGAUGCGCUUUCUGCUGUCCUACAGAAACACCAACUACGACCUCAGGAUGUGCAGGUUACUCUGAGUGGCUCAAAUGAACCUCUAAACAUGAGCACAGAUGUGUUUUGUCUAGCCAGCAAAACGGUGCGUUUGGACAAAGUUAAAGUUGGUUUGGAGACUCAAGCUGCUUCACCAACACCCAAAGCAAAUCCCAGAUCCAGAAAACACCAAGACAUGGACGGUCUUGUUGAGCUGCUGUCCCGUGCCCAGUGCAGUCGUGCGGAUGACCAGCGUGGUUUACUCACCAAAGAGCAGCUGGAAAUACCACAGUUCCUGCAGCUGCCAGCAGAGAACGAAGAGCAGACCUCCUGCGACCAGACACAGGAAGAGGAUUGUGCCCUUUGACCAGAGAACCAUUCAAGCACUAUUCAAGCAACUUAAGACUCAAAUCAACAAGAUUUAGCUGUAUGGCAGACUG
Messenger RNA from Sinocyclocheilus anshuiensis, 1705 nucleotides. RefSeq names its product regulator of G-protein signaling 14-like. Gene Ontology annotation, biological process: cell division; spindle organization; signal transduction. Gene Ontology annotation, cellular component: cytoplasm; plasma membrane; nucleus. NCBI's taxonomy places the organism in Eukaryota, Metazoa, Chordata, Actinopteri, Cypriniformes, Cyprinidae. The coding region runs from base 73 to 1632 and encodes 519 amino acids. The transcript is spliced from 14 exons. The record is from RefSeq and is a predicted model, not a curated record. Gene Ontology annotation, molecular function: GTPase activator activity.